AUGGAGGAAAAGAUAGAAAGCGAUUUGCUUAGGAUAUUUACACAGAGUGUGUCGAACAAUUUUGGGGACAUCAAAGAGAGUGAAUCCAAAAUUAGUGCAUUGUACAAUGACACCAAUAGGGAGAAUUACAUUCGAUUACUUUUGAAGUUUAUUAUUUAUCCAUAUGAGGAAAAGAAUGAGAAAAAGAAUUUAUAUGAUAAUUUAUUGAACAAGAAUGUUAAGAUAGGAAUACUGAUAAGCAUAAAAAAUUUCAUAAAAAAAAGUGUACAUAGUAAUUUAGAGGAUCUAGAAUUGAGUCCCGAUUUAUGUAUUCAAAUUAAGCACAUUUGUUUACACAUUUUGCUAGAUGUUGAUAACGAAGAUAUAAAAAAUUUGGAAAAAUAUUUUUAUGAGAUACUAUUAUACCUAUUUAAAUUCAGUAUUUGUGAUGAUUAUGAUUAUUUACUAUUCUAUCUGAUAAUUUUAUAUAUUAAUGAUGGUGGAGUGUCAAGUGUCCUUCAAUUAAUGCACAAUGAAGAAAAAAAAAAAAUAGAGGAUACGACCAAUAUCAUCCAGUGCAUUAUGCUAUACGUAAGGAAUAAAGAAAUUAUAGAAAAUUUAAAUCAAGAUAAUUUCUUCAUUCAAUACCCUAAAUUUAUGAGCAACUUAGAAGAUAUCAAGAAUGUUAUUAGUUGUAGAAAUAAAUCCCUAAGUGAUGACAUUGUAAAUUAUAUUAACAAUACAAAGAGGGUUUACAAAACUGGUGACAAGUACGAUUUGUUUAUGUUAAGUGAUUUCACGCUGUACAAUAUUCCAGAUAAUGCUUCCCCAGCGGGUACGGGAAAUUGGGUCGGAACGGGGCUAUCGGGUCAGGUCGGAACGGGGCUAUCGGGUCAGGUCGGAACGGGGUUAUCGGGUCAGGUCGGAACGGGGUUAUCGGGUCAGGUCGCAAGUAAUAGUCUUGACAUGAGAGACAGUUCUCUUAGCUCCAUAAGCACAGGAAGUGCAACACUGGAUUUUCCAGGAAAGGGAACCAUUUUAAAUGAUUUCAAUGGAAAUAUCAAAGUAAUACCGACGUGCAUCUCCGUGCCCCACCUCCCAUAUAAACAAAUGAACAUAAGUGAACUUCAAAAAAAACUUAUAGCCAUGAAAAUUAUAAGAAAAAUAGUGAAAAAAUACAAAAAUAACGAUUAUGUAACAAAAUAUGACUUAAAAAUAAUUCUGACACAUAUAGAAUUUCCAAUAACCUUGUAUUUUAUUUAUUUAUAUUUAAAAUUUGCUCAGUGUAACUCUUAUCUGAUGGAUAAGCUGAAUAAUGAAAUGGAUGGAAAUAAAAAUUCAAUUCUUGCAAUUACACAUGGAGCAGAUGCACACAAUGAAACGUAUUCUCACAUGAGUAGAUGUUUUCUUGCAAUGAAUUACAUUCUUCAGAAUAUGUAUGUUUUUUUAAAAAUUUUUUACUCUAUCAUUAGUAUCGACUUACCAGAAUAUUAUGAAGAUAAUUUUGAAAUAUUUUUCAACAUUUUUAACAAUAUUUUGCUUUAUGAUAAUGCCAUGAUCAGAAAUUUUCACAACCAUAUGGAUGCGUUAUAUAAAAGGGGAAAACCAGCCAAUGCUGUCAGCAGUGGGAUUGGCAGCGGGAUCGGCAGUGGGAUGUCUGCUUAUGGGUCUGGCUCGCCCCCAGGCCAAUCACAUCUGAGUGAACCAAAUUGCGUAAACAAUUUGGGAUCAAACAACUUAUCGAGGGGUAAAAAUAUUUCAAAGGGAGAGUUAAACGCAGAGGAUUUAAACAAGAUAAGUGCCAUAUUUUCUCAGAAUAUUUUAAAAUGCAAAGUCAUGUUAGUAGAUGUAAUUAAAAUAAUUUCAGAGUCUUAUCAAGAUGAAUCCAAAAAGUACAUCGUAAAGUUAAUAUUUUCUUUAACACAAGUGUUGUAUACAGAAAAUGACAAGAAUCUUUUGUGCCAUAAUUACAACUGUCUUGCAUCUACUAUCAAACUUAUUCAUCACAUGAAUCUAAAUAAAAAUGAAUCCAAUCCAUAUAAAGACAAAGAAUUUUUGCACAAAAUACUAGAACGAGUAUUACAUCACAUUAGACUUAAACGAAUUGACAUUGAAGAAAUUCUAGAUGCAGAUCUGGAUUACUUUAGAAAUGAUCUUAAUAAAAUCAAUUCAUUUUCUGUGCGAUCCACAGCCACGUGUUUCUUAAAAACACUUUGUGAUAAUUACUUCGAUGUUUGCUUUCCAAUGUUAGAAAUGCGUAUACUGUCGAAGGAUUCACUCAUGCUUGGUUCAGGAACAGUUGGAGGUAUCCAGAUGGGUGGUGCUGUGGGUGCACAGAUGCAUACCCAGUUCAACAAUGCACAGCAAAACAUGAACACGAGUGACAACAACCAACACGCUGUGGUAAUAGACAAGAACGACCCGUUUUAUGAAGCGUGCAAUAUAGAAUACAAGAUUCAGCUGAUUACAUGCCUAGGUCAGGUAAAUUUAGCCUUAAACUUUUAUGAACAAAAUGUGCAGCACAUGUUGAAAGAAUUUGUGAUGACAGUAGGGAUGAAGUAUCCAGAUGUAGAAUCCAUUUGUUACAAUAUAGACGAUUAUGACUUUGCAAGUGUACAUAUGGGAAAUGCUGCUAUUAAUAUGAACAGUAAUGCCAAUAGUGCAAGUAACACACAUAUGAAUAGCGGAAGCAGGAACAACGCAGGUGGUGGUGCUGCUGGUAGUAGUGGUAGUAGUACUACUACUUGCAACAACAAAUGUGUAUGGUUGUCAAAUGAAGAACUUUUUAACAAUACAAACACCAUAUAUUUAUUGGCAAUUUUGAAAUUUAUACUAAAUAAUAGAAACAUAUGCACAAGCUCUAACAGGAACGCUUUAGAUGUAUUCGCUUUUCUUUACAACUUACUCUUUAGUGAGAAAGUCAUGAUACACAGCUAUGCAUGUUUAUGUAUUAACAGAAUUUUAAAUCAACAAAUAAGUAACGAGUUGUCUGAAUCUAUUUUUUCAACAUGUAUUAUGAAAAUUCUGAAUCGAUUGUUAUUCCUUCUAAAAUAUCAUAUACAUAUGAGGGUGUUAAAUGAGUAUAUAUUAAUAACUAUCAUGCGAAUUUUUAUUAUAUUUUCAGAAAAAUUAGAAAAUUUAUAUGUUACAGUUUUAUUAAUAUUGGACAACACGAUAAAAACAAUUAUAAAUGAUUCACACAACCCAUUGUUUAAUCAUUACUUAUUUGAAUUACUAACCAUUGUAAUUUCAUUAAUAUAUAAAUCACAUAAUGUUAGAAGCAUAAAUCAAGUAGAAGAAAUUAUCAUUUGUACCUUCUCCCAAAUUUUACAAGUCUAUAUUCAUGAUUUCAUUCCAUAUAUUUUCCAAAUCUUAUCUAUCAUUAUAGAUAAUACAUCUACCAUUCAGAAAGUGCAUAUUAAAAUUUUAACAAAUUUGUAUGAAAUGGAUUUAUGGAAAAGCACAGUUGGAAAUGCUAAUGGAAUUAUAUGUGUCCUACAGAGUUAUUUUAAAAAAUAUCAUCUUUUUCAAGAAAUUAUCAAAAAUAACAUGCAACAAUUGUUUAACAUUUAUCACUAUUGCUUAUCUAAUAAAAAAAUAUCAACUGAUUCAUUUCAGAUCGUACUUAUUAUUUUUACCUACCUCCCUUUGGAAUCUUAUAAAACCUACUUAAAACCUCUCUUUGUAUUACUUUUCACGUUUAUUCAGCAGUACAAAAAUGACAUCAUUAAAAUCAAAGUUGUUCACACUCUCUCCAUUUUGGUGCUCAAGAUAGACGUGACUCUCUUCAUUGACAUUGUCGAGCAGAUUCACACUGGUCUCAUAUUCAACAUACUGAAGAACCUGUACAUGCCCAUACUAGACAAGCUAAUCAAUGUAAAUGAAAAAAUUAUAAUAUUCCUCGCACUGACAAAACUGAUAAGUAAUAACAAAAUUAGAGAAGAACCGUUCGUGGUAGACAUCCUUAACCUGCUUAAUCAGAACAUCACUAAUAAUGAACUCGUUUUGAAGAAGAACAAAAUCCAUGUGCAGGAUGUCCAGAAGGAUGAGAUAGACAAAAACUUCGAGGUUACCUAUGUUAAACUCCAGAUGAUCAAUAAUGACAAUAUUAAUGAAACUGUCCUUCGCAACAUCAACAUCAACCUCGAGCUGAAGCAAAACCUGUACAAUUCCACGUUCAUGCAAAUUUGCCACACACACGGGUUCAACAGCAUCUUGCAGUUGUUCAAUACCUGA
This is a messenger RNA of Plasmodium gonderi, 4215 nucleotides long. RefSeq lists its product as hypothetical. Gene Ontology annotation, molecular function: small GTPase binding; nuclear export signal receptor activity. Gene Ontology annotation, biological process: protein import into nucleus; protein export from nucleus. The coding region runs from base 1 to 4215 and encodes 1404 amino acids. Lineage: Eukaryota; Apicomplexa; Aconoidasida; Haemosporida; Plasmodiidae. The record is from RefSeq and is a predicted model, not a curated record. The transcript is spliced from 3 exons. Gene Ontology annotation, cellular component: cytosol; nuclear envelope.